UUUCUUGAAGCUCAUUUUUGGGGUUUUGUAAAAUUUCCAAGUUAAAUCCUUUAUCUGCCGACCAGAGUGAAAGGAGCAGUCAUGGCGGCCUCUUACGACUAUGACGACGCGGCCGGGUACGACGACAAUGGCGGAGGUCACAGGCAGGAGCAGCAGGGGCAGGAUCAAGGGUAUGAUCCUAACUUUGUUCCGGACUCGGUGAAGACCUUCGUGGUUCAUCUUUACAGGCACAUCAGGGAGAAGAAUGUCUAUGAGAUUCAUCAGAUGUACGAGGGUUCGUUUCAGAAGCUUAGCGAUCGGAUGUUUAAGGAGAGUCCUUGGCCCUCAGUGGAUGCGGUCGCGCCCUACGUCGAUAACGACCACGUCUUCUGUUUGUUGUACAGGGAGAUGUGGUUUCGACAUCUCUACGCGAGGUUGUCACCUACGCUGAGGCAGAGAAUAGAUUCUUGGGAUAAUUACUGUAGUUUGUUCCAGGUUGUGUUGCAUGGUGUGGUCAAUAUGCAGUUGCCGAAUCAAUGGUUGUGGGAUAUGGUCGAUGAGUUUGUUUAUCAGUUCCAGUCUUUUUGCCAGUACCGAGCCAAGAUGAAGAACAAAACUGAGCAGGAGAUUGCACUUCUUAGGCAGUACGAUCAGGCUUGGAAUGUGUAUGGUGUGCUCAACUAUUUGCAAGCACUCGUGGAGAAGUCCAUGAUCAUCCAGAUCUUGGAGCAGGAGAAAGAAGGGUUGGAACAGUUCACUGCUACUGAUGGGUAUGAUUACAAUGGCGGAAGCAAUGUUUUGAAGGUGUUGGGUUAUUUCAGUAUGGUGGGUUUGCUGCGAGUUCAUUGUCUUCUUGGUGAUUAUCACACUGGUCUCAAGUGUUUGCUACCCAUUGACAUCAGUCAACCUGGUGUUUACACCAGUGUUAUUGGAAGCCACAUAACUACCAUAUACCAUUAUGGGUUUGCCAACCUUAUGUUGCGAAGGUAUGUUGAGGCAAUACGUGAAUUCAAUAAGAUUCUUUUGUACAUCUAUAAGACCAAGAAUUUUCAUCAGAAAUCCCCACAAUAUGAGCAGAUAUUGAAGAAGAAUGAGCAGAUGUAUGCCUUAUUGGCAAUUUGUCUCUCUUUGUGUCCCCAAGUGAAACUUGUUGAGGAGAAUGUAAACUCUCAAUUAAGGGAGAAGUACGGUGAGAAAAUGAUAAGGAUGCAGAGAUAUGAUGAUGAGGCAUAUUCCCUGUAUGAUGAGCUUUUCUCAUACGCAUGUCCCAAGUUCAUAACCCCAUCAGCUCCAAUUUAUGAAGAACCUCUAGUAAAUUACAACCAGGAUGCUUAUAGGCUUCAGUUGAAGCUGUUCCUUUAUGAAGUGAAGCAGCAGCAGUUAUUGUCUGGUGUUCGUACCUUCUUGAAACUGUACUCAACAAUUUCUAUUGGGAAGCUUGCUACUUAUAUGGAAGUGGAUGAGUCCACUCUCAGGACGAUCUUGAUGACUUACAAGCACAAGACGCAUGCUGUUGACAGUGAUGGAAAGAUUAUCUCCAAUGCGGAUGUGGAUUUCUACAUUAACGAUGACAUGCUUCAUGUUGUAGAAUCCAAAUCGUCAAAGCGUUAUGGUGACUACUUCAUACGCCAAAUUGUAAAGCUUGAAGAGAUGAUCAAUGAUAUGGACAGAGUAAAACUGGAGUGAAUCCUUCAUUUUCUUCAUCCACAUUCUGUCUGAGUCAUGGGGGGGUUUGUUUUGGUCUGGGAGAGAACAAACAAUUUUGUUAUUCUAUCAUCAUUACAUUGUAUUUGCCCCCCUUGCUUUAAACAAGUGAACUUAGGUAGGCUAAUGGAUGUAAUUUAUUUUAUUUUCUUGGGAUAUUCAUGGUAAUACAAAAACUGCU
This is a messenger RNA of Telopea speciosissima, 1864 nucleotides long. RefSeq names its product eukaryotic translation initiation factor 3 subunit L-like. Gene Ontology annotation, molecular function: translation initiation factor activity. Gene Ontology annotation, cellular component: cytoplasm; eukaryotic translation initiation factor 3 complex. The transcript has 7 exons. Bases 82 to 1665 code for a protein of 527 amino acids. The record is from RefSeq and is a predicted model, not a curated record. Gene Ontology annotation, biological process: translational initiation. Lineage: Eukaryota; Viridiplantae; Streptophyta; Magnoliopsida; Proteales; Proteaceae.